Tetrahymena thermophila SB210 is the source of this 2622-nucleotide messenger RNA. Its product is annotated as importin-beta amine-terminal domain protein. The transcript has 8 exons. Gene Ontology annotation, molecular function: nuclear import signal receptor activity; small GTPase binding. The record is from RefSeq and is a predicted model, not a curated record. Gene Ontology annotation, biological process: protein import into nucleus. Gene Ontology annotation, cellular component: cytoplasm; nucleus. NCBI's taxonomy places the organism in Eukaryota, Ciliophora, Oligohymenophorea, Hymenostomatida, Tetrahymenidae.
AUGAGUGACUUCAACUAAUUGUUGAAUACCGUCAUGACUGGUGGCGCUGACAGAGCUUAGGCUGAAAAGCAAUUAGAAAUAAUCUGCAUGAACGAUACUUCUAGCUUCUUCAAGAAUCUCGUUAAUGAGCUCUAUAACGAAGGCAAUUCAGAAUAAUUAAGACAACUUGCUGGUACUCUUAUCAAAAGAUCAGUUCGUUUGGAAGUCUAGGGAAAGUACUUAUGGAAUGUUUUAGACUCAAAUCUAAGAGAAAGCAUUAAAAACACUCUUCUUUAAGUCAUGAUCGUUAAAUUCCCUUCAAUAUAAAGAGCCUGCGCUAACGCCAUUUCUACCAUCUUUACUGUUGAAGUUAUUGAAGAUAGAUGGCUCAAUCUUAUUGAUGAUUUGGCUAACAGCACUUAACCAACUAUCACUACUGAUAUUAGAAAGGCUGCUAUUCUCACUCUUGGUCAAAUUUGCGAUAAACUUAAAGAAUUCAGAUUAGGUAACAAGUUAGUUGGAGCUACCAAAGAAAAGAUUUUGAUGGCUAUUUUAAUUGGUUUGUCUCCUGAUGAGCAAGAUUUAGAAAUCAGAGAAAACAGUAUAAUUGCUUUGGGAGAUUGUGUCGAAUUUAUGACUGAUAUUUUAGAAGCUGAAUAAGUCAGAGAUUAUACUGCCUAGUUGUUAAUUACAGCCUUAUAGCAUCCUGAUCAAAAGAUUAAAGUAGCUGCUCUUCAACGUUCAAGUGAUUUUGUAAAAGCCAUCUAUAUUUAUUUCACCAAAUACGUUAGUGCAUUCUUCAGUGCUACUUAGGGAUCUAUUCUCCACAACGACGAAGAUAUCUGUAUUCCUGCUAUGGAAAUAUGGAGCACUCUUGCCAAUGAGUACCAUGAAAGAGAUGAAAAGAAUCACUAAGUUAACAGAGUUGAUGUCCAAGCUAUUCAAAACCCCAACCACAUUUUACUCGUCUAAGAAUAAUUAGUUUAAUGUCUUUUAUAAAACCUCUUAAAAAAUGACAUGGAUGAUGACUCUGAAGCUGAAUCUGCUAUCUAGGAAGCCUCCUAAAAAGCACUCUGUUCCAUCGUCGAAAGUGUUGGCGAUGCAGUUGUUAAUACCUUCACUGCUUUUAUCACUAACACCCUUACUAACUCUGAAUGGACCUACAGACAAGGAGCUAUUCUUGCUUUUGGCUCUUUAAUGGAAGGUAUCAGUGAAAAUGUCAUCUUAGAUUUGAUUACCAAAGCCUUUUCAGAGUACGUUAAAACCUUAAAUGACCCUGUCCUUAAAGUUUAAGAAAGUGGUGCCAAAUUACUUUCUAAGAUCGCUGAAUAUCAUCCUAAGGCUAUCCUUUUGAGAUAAAACAUUAGCAACGACCUUCCUGUUAUUGUUGAAUCCCUCAAGUAAAUUCCUUCAAUUUCAAGACAAAUUUGCUGGUUCUUCUGCUUCCUUGCUGAAAACUUGGAUAAGUAUCCUUAAAACUUUAUUUCUCAACAUUUCGAUAUCCUCGUAGAAUCUCUCAUAAAAAAUGCUAUCAGAAGCGAUUUAGGAUCUGGUAACUACAAUGUUAUCGAUGUUUCUUUCAUGUCCGCCCUUAACAUCAUUCACUAUUCUCGUGCUGUUAAUAUCGGUUAUAAAUAUCUUAAUUUCUUCCUUACUCUCUUCAAGGAUUCUUAUGCCAUCUAGCCUAUUGAAAGAAGAAAUGCCAUUCAAUCUGGUAUCCUCUCUGCCCUUCAUGCUUGCUUAUUAACUUUAGAUGAUAAAUUCGAUCCUAACAUGUCAGAUACCGUUUUCUAAUUAGUUGUUGACCAUUUUAUGAAUAUUAAGAAUGUUGAUAGUGAUGGUAUGUAUAUUGUCAGUGCUCUCGCUACAUGCAUUGGUACUAACUUUGUUAAAUAUUUAGACAAGGUUUGGCCUUAUAUUGAGCACGCCUUGACUUAGAGAUAAUAGGAUUUAGAACUCUUCAAAACUUGCAUGGGAACUAUUGCUGAUGUUGCUAGAGCUUGUGAUAAUCAAUUUUCAUGCAAACUUAAUAUUUUGAACAACUUAUUUGCUGCCCUUGAAUCUCCUCAAUUCAAUAGAGAUGUCAAGCUCAAUAUCUUCAGUUGCAUAGGUGAUAUUUGUCUUGCUACUAAAGAAAAUACCCUUCCAUACCUUGAAAACCUUGUUAAAAUAUUUGACAUUGGUUUUACUGCAGCAGUUGAAUUGUCUAGAUCUGACCAACAAGACAUAUAGGACUACUCUGAAUAAUUAAAGGAAAAACUCAUUGAAUCCUACACUUGUGUUCUUCAUGGUAUUAACGAUACUCAACAAAACCCUACCUUCUUUAAUCAUUGCCCUAAACUCGUUGAAUUCAUCACUCUCACAUGUGAUAAAAACCUCCAUCCUACUGUCGAUUACGUUAGAAACUGCUUGACAUUACUUGUUGAUAUUGGUAACUUCUAUAAAAACUAGGUUGGACCUUAUAUAAAAACUAACUUCACUAAAUACCUUAUUGAUGUAUUACAAGAAUUCGACUAAAGUGAAGAAGGUAAAGAGACAAUCAGCUUUGCUCACAGAGUAAAUAAAACUUAUUAAUUUCAAAAUAAAUGUUUAUUUAACUAUUUUUUUAAAUUAAUUAAUUAACAGGUACUUCAAGAACUUUGA